Hyla sarda is the source of this 5053-nucleotide messenger RNA. It is a transcript of the gene PIK3CB, whose product is annotated as phosphatidylinositol-4,5-bisphosphate 3-kinase catalytic subunit beta. The transcript is spliced from 24 exons. The record is from RefSeq and is a predicted model, not a curated record. Gene Ontology annotation, molecular function: 1-phosphatidylinositol-4-phosphate 3-kinase activity; 1-phosphatidylinositol-3-kinase activity. Gene Ontology annotation, biological process: phosphatidylinositol-3-phosphate biosynthetic process; phosphatidylinositol 3-kinase/protein kinase B signal transduction; phosphatidylinositol-mediated signaling. Gene Ontology annotation, cellular component: cytoplasm; plasma membrane; phosphatidylinositol 3-kinase complex. Bases 227 to 3421 code for a protein of 1064 amino acids. NCBI's taxonomy places the organism in Eukaryota, Metazoa, Chordata, Amphibia, Anura, Hylidae.
GGCGGCGCGGGGCGGGGACGCGCACAGACUCUUGAGCUCCGGUCUCCGCAGCUGCCGAGCCCAAUAAUUUCCCUGCUGAGUCCAUUUGGAGCUGGGUUUGCUGCAAUGCUUAGCUGACCACAUGACAUGAAGAGAAAAAUGGAGACCAGGAACUAUUUUUCCUGAAGAGGAGCCAGAACCAAAUGCAAACUGGCCAUGUUUCACAGGUAGUACCUCAUCCUAAAAUAUGCCUCCCACUGUGUCGGACUCCAUGGACAUCUGGGCGGACGAUACACAUCUUUCUCCAAAAGUGUCUGUGGAUAUCUUACUCCCCACUGGAAUCUAUGUGCAGAUGAAGGUGCCACGGGAUGCUUCUAUAUCGCAGAUUAAACAGCUUGUGUGGAAGGAUGCACAAAGUUACCCCCUCUUCCAUCUGCUCCUGGAAAUUGACUCAUAUAUGUUCAAAUGUGUCAACCAGACAGCUGUCCACGAAGAACUGGAAGAUGAGAGCCGGCGGCUCUGUGAUGUACGACCAUUCCUGCCUGUCCUAAAACUGGUGACCAGGAGCUGUAAUCCUGCCGACAAGCUAGAUUCCAAGAUAGGAGUCUUGAUAGGAAAAGGUCUCCAUGAAUUUGAUGCCCUUCAGGACAAUGAAGUCAAGGAGUUUCGGAGUAAGAUGAGAAAGAUCAGUGAAGACAAGAUCCAUUCCAUGCUUAGUUUGACCUGGGUGGAAUGGCUUAAAUGCACUUUUCCUCCUGAACUCGAGCCUUCCAUUCAGGAUAACAUUCAGGACAAGUUGUCUGGGAGAAACCUGGUGGUGGCCAUCCACUUUGAAAACUGUCAGGAUGUCUUCAGCUUCCAGGUAUCACCAAACCUAACCCCUGUUAAAUUGAUUGAACUAGCUAUUCGCAAGCGGUUAACCAUCCAUGGCCGUGAAGAUGAUGAUGUGGAUCCAGAAGAUUAUGUGCUCCAGGUCAUAGGAAGGUUGGAAUAUGUAUUUGGGGACCAUCCUUUAAUACAGUUCCAGUAUAUCACAAACUGUGUAGUGAACAGGACACUCCCACGACUUAUGCUUGUCGAGUGCUGCAAUAUUAAGAAAAUGUUUGACCAAGAAAUGAGUGCCAUUGAACUAGCAGUGAAGAGGAAAACAUCAGUGCCACCUUUGCCAUUGCCUCCCAAAACACGUGGUGCCUCUAUGGCGCCUAAGAAUGUGUGGAAUUUAUAUGAAUCAUACAAGAUUACUUUGAUAAAAGGGAGCAAGCUUAACACUGAAGAUACAGUUGUGGUACGGGCAGGCUUAUUUCAUGGCACUGAAUUACUGUGUAUACCCAUCAUGAGCUCUGAAGUGCCAGGGAAGAAUGACCAUCUGUGGAAUGAGACACUUGAAUUUGAAAUUAAUGUAUGUGACCUGCCCCGCAUGGCUCGUCUCUGCUUGGCUGUCUAUACCGUACUGGACAAGAACAAGACAAAGAAAAGCAACAAAGCUUCUAACCCCAAAUACCAGACCAUUAAAAAGUCUGGGAAAAUGCACUCUCCUGUGGCCUGGGUGAACACCAUGGUGUUUGACUAUAAGGGACAUCUGAAGACAGGUGAACAUGUGCUGCACGGCUGGUCAUCAUUUCCCGAUGAACUUGAAGAAAUGCUGAACCCAAUGGGAACUGUCCGAACUAAUCCUUUCACUGAGAACGCCACAGCACUGCAUAUUAAAUUCACUGAGUAUUCUAAAGUAGGCAUUUAUUACCCUCCGUUUGACAAGAUACUUGAAAAAGCUGCAGAGAUUGCGCGGCAGAGUGACUCCAUAAGUAUGUCGGGGCGUGGAGGAAAGAAAUUUAAUAUAGAGCUGAAGGAGAUCAUGGAGAGGGACCCGCUGUGCCAGUUGUGUGAGAAUGAGAAGGAUCUGAUUUGGACUUUGCGGUAUGACUGUCGGGAGAACUUUCCUUGCUCGCUUCCUAAAUUAUUACUGUCUGUCAAAUGGAACAAGAUGGAAGAUGUUGCCCAGCUUCAGGCAUUGCUGCAAAUUUGGUCUAAACUUCCCCCCAGGGAUGCUCUAGAGCUGCUUGACUUCAACUAUCCUGACCAGUAUGUAAGGGAAUAUGCUGUAAACUGUCUGAAGUCCAUGAGUGAUGAAGAGUUAUCCCAGUACUUGCUACAACUGGUCCAAGUUCUUAAGUAUGAACCAUUUCUGGAUUGCGCACUCUCACGUUUCCUGCUUGAGCGGGCCCUGGCGAAUCGCAGAAUUGGACAGUUCCUCUUCUGGCAUCUCAGGGCUGAGAUGCACAUCCCUGCGGUGUCUGUGCAGUUUGGGUUGCUGUUGGAAGCUUAUUGUCGAGGCAGUGUGGCUCACAUGAAGGUGCUGUCCAAACAGGUGGAGGCUCUAAACAAGAUGCGUACAUUAAAUGGCCUGAUCAAACUGAAUGCAAUAAAGCAAAGCAGGGUGAAGAACAAGGAAACCAUGCUGGCCUGUCUGAAGCAAAAUGCCUACAGGGAAGCCCUCAGUAAUAUCCAGUCACCCCUCAAUCCCAGCGUCACCCUCUCUGAACUUGUGAUAGACAAGUGCAAGUACAUGGACUCCAAGAUGAAACCUCUCUGGAUUGUAUACAACAAUAAAGGCUUUGGAGGAGACUAUACAGGGAUCAUCUUCAAAAAUGGAGAUGAUCUGCGUCAGGAUAUGCUGACUCUUCAAUUACUCCGUCUGAUGGACAUGCUGUGGAAAGAGUCUGGGCUGGAUCUCCGGAUAAUACCGUAUGGAUGCCUGGCAACAGGAGAUCGAUGCGGCAUGAUAGAAGUGGUGUCUGCAGCAGAGACCAUUGCAGAUAUCCAGCUUGACUGCAGCAACUUGGCGGCAGCAGCUGCCUUCAACAAAGAUGCUCUGCUAAAUUGGAUCAAGGAGUACAAUGCAGGAGAUGACCUCGAGCAAGCUAUUGAGGAGUUCACCCUAUCCUGCGCUGGCUACUGUGUAGCUACUUAUGUGCUUGGGAUUGGGGACAGACACAAUGAUAACAUCAUGGUCAAAAAAACAGGACAGCUUUUCCACAUUGACUUUGGUCACAUUUUGGGAAACUUUAAGUCCAAGUUUAAAAUAAAGAGGGAACGAGGACCCUUUAUUCUCACAUAUGACUUCAUCCACGUCAUUCAACAAGGGAGGACAGAAAACACAGAAAAAUUUGGCAGGUUUCGGCAGUGCUGUGAGGAUGCCUACUUGAUCCUACGUAGGAAUGGAAACCUCAUCAUCACGCUGUUUGCACUCAUGUUGACAGCAGGACUCCCAGAACUUAGCUCUGUAAAAGAUAUCCAGUAUGUCAAGGACUCCUUGGCUUUGGGAAAGACAGAGGAGGAAGCACUUAAGCAUUUCCGACAAAAGUUUGAUGAGGCUCUAAAGGAAAGUUGGUCAACCAAAGUCAACUGGAUGGCGCACACUGUGCGUAAAGAUUACAAAUCCUAGCAGCACAUCGAUGGCCUGUUCUUUGUCUGUAAUGGCCUGGUCCAGAUUUGUAUCCUGGUCCCGAAAAGAUGCAAUUGUUCUAUGGAAUAGAUGGCCAGGAGCUAUCACGGUGCAAUGGUGCCGUAAUGCGUAACACUGGUUGUUGUAGUUCACCCUGACUGAGGGAAACUGCAAAAGAACAGCUGGUCAGAAAGGACUGAAUGUGAUACCCUAUGUGCCCAGUACAUUAAUGUCAAUAAUUGUACAGUAGAGGAUGGUGCGGACACUUCUGAUGGACAUAAAAGGGAUAUGACAGCGAUUGCUUGGUUAACAAGAGUUGAGGCAUAGAAACUCCUUGCAUCUUCGCAAGGCUAUGGUUUUGCACACUUUCAGUUUUAAUAUCCUACUUGAGCCCUAUGUUUCAUAAUCUAUUUUUUUAUUCAAAUAUUUUUUUUUUUAUAUGACUGUGCUUCCUACGUGGCUCAGCCCUUAGAGAUGGUCUCAAAUGAUUUGUAUUUCACGUCUUCCUGAGCUCUGCACUGCCAUACCUUUAUUCAAUGGGGAAACCAUAUGGAAUUAUAGUGUCAGGUGCUUACACCAAUGGGUGACCACGAACGUUAUCCAUUCAUUAUUCCAUUUCCAUAGUGGUCUAUACCAAUUUGUUGGGUGUAUUUCCUGGUAUUUUUGGCAUUUCUGCCUAUUCUUUUAGCUGAAUAUCACUACAUAUUGGUAUAGUCUGGUUGCUGUUCUGCCUUAAAUUUAAAUCUAUACCCCUUGCUUGUAUCAUUGGAGACAGCACUGUGGCUAUAGAUCUUUCCAUUAGGGAGCCAGUGUCAGUUCUUUCAUGCAGGCUUUACCUGACCUGGUGAACCAGUGUUAACUAGGAAAACACCUGCUUUGUCAAAGCAUUGACUAGCCAUGAUGGUACGGAAGGGGUAUAGUCCAUCGGUAAUGCUAACAUUUUACUAUUGUUGUAUUCUAUUGCUGCCAUAAACCUUCAGGUGCUGCGGUGUCACACCCUGGAGAAAAUGGUGGACUGCCUCAUCACUCUUACCAAUAGACACAGUCCCAAACUUACUGAAUAUAUAUAUAUAUCCUAAGUUGCUUGGGUUCCUUCCUCUGCAAAGAUGGGAGACAGAGAAGUUCAAGUGAUACUUGAUAUGAAUAUGCAAUGUAAAAGACAUCAUAUCUGCUGCCAGUUGUUAAACAUGUCUGUUUAAUGUGCAAUGUGACUACCAGUUACAUUUUUAUAAGGCAGAAUAUAAUGGAAAAGAGAGAUUUAUUUAUUCCAACUUUUUUUUUUUUUUUUUAAGACAAAGACUAUUUUAUUAUGAUUUGACGGUUGUCACAUGACUCCUCUAUUUAUUUAACGCUCGGAGGUUGCAGCUUUGCUGCGAUUUUCUAAGUGAUAGAAUGUUGUAUUUUGUACAGAAUUCGUUCCCGGCAGCAGCCGCAUUCAUACCGUGCAUAUGGCACUGGAGGCUCCAUGGCUGCUGCCUGCUUCUGUUGCACAUGUCUUACACUGGAACAACAAGUCUUUGUACAUAGGAUGGAAUAUUCCACUGUUUUAAUGAGAAUGUAUCCGCGUUGAUUUUACACUGUAUGCAGGACACAAAUCUGAUUCAGACACUGAAUAAAACGUGAUGUUCUGUA